Molecule: messenger RNA, 4506 nt
Organism: Parnassius apollo (apollo)
Lineage: Eukaryota; Metazoa; Arthropoda; Insecta; Lepidoptera; Papilionidae
Source: the annotation of a GenBank genome assembly
AUGUCCGUGAGAAGUGAAAAGGAUAUUCGAAGUUUAUGGUGGAUGCUUGUCGCAAUACCAAUUGUAUCAGCCGGAAUAGCUUGCUUAAGCAAUCCUUGUCUUCAUGGAAUUUGUAUUGAUGAUCUCAACAGUACGUACAUGUGCUAUUGCAUAGACGGUUAUACUGGAGUACAAUGUCAAACAAACUGGGACGAGUGUUGGUCGGAUCCAUGCCAAAACGGAGGCACCUGCAUUGAUGGUAUUGCUUCAUAUAAUUGCUCUUGUCCUGAGGGAUUUAUUGGUGAAAACUGUGAAACGAACUUCAACGAAUGCGAAUCCAAUCCUUGUCUCAACAAUGGGACAUGUAUCGAUUUGACGAACGAGUACGUUUGCCACUGUGUUCUUGGAUUCUCUGGGCAGCACUGCGAAGUCGACGCGGCAGUGUGUAACUCUACCGACGAAGUGCGCUGUCACAACGGAGGCCAGUGUGUUGAGGGACCUGGAUAUAAGUUCUACUGCAGAUGCUCGCAAGGUUGGGCGGGUAAAUUCUGUGAGGAUCAAAUAGACGAAUGUGAAUCGAACCCAUGUCAGAAUGGAGGCAUGUGCAUCGACAUACACGCAGACUACAUGUGUGCUUGUGCUUAUGGAUUUACUGGUAAAAGCUGCGAAGUUCAAAUUGAAUUCUGUGAUGAAAAUUCGUGCAGUAAUGAUGCAUUAUGUGUUAUUGAAGACGGCACGAGAGUUUGUUAUUGUGUACCAGACUACCACGGAGAGCGGUGUGAACUGCAAUACGACGAAUGUUUACUCGGGCCAAGGUGUAUGAAUGGAGGGACAUGUAUUGAUGGUGUGGAUAACUUUACCUGUUCUUGUCCGCCGAAUCUAACUGGAUCAUUGUGUGAAUGUCUAAUAUUAGAUGACAAUAACUACGACUGUGAAUACGUUAGUCCAACGCCCUUGUUCAAAACUACAUCGCCAAUAUUCCUAACGACACUUACGGAAGAAAUGAUAACCGAUAUAACAGUAACAACGCUACCGACGAUUUACACUAACGCAACUUCUAAAUAUAGCACUAGUAUGUCCACAGUAGCAUCCGAACCUGAAUUUUCAACUUUUCCCGCAACUGACUUUACAUCAACUACAGAAGUCGCUUCGUUUAGUACUGCAACAUCAAUAAGUGAAAAAACAACAAGACAAGAAACGACGGUAUUGACGUACACAACUACACCAGAAUCGGAAGAAACAACUACAAUGACAACGGAAAUUGCUACACUAGAAACGCAAACUCAAAAAACAAUAAGACCUGAUGAUUCUAAAACAGAUGUUCCCUUAGAGAAUAAAGAUAAUAAUGAAAUAGUAACGGAUUCUACCACACCAUUUACCUCAUCUGAAGAACUAGAAACUACGUUAUGGGGCAACCAAACAACGAUGAAGGAACUUACUCCAUAUCCAAUAAACGUUACGAUAUACUCUGAUCGUCAAACCGGAGCUGAAGUAACAACGUUAACCACAGAAUUAUCAACAAAAACUACACUAGUAGGAACAAUAUUGACACAGAAAAUAGAUACUACUACGGAAAAAAUGUUUACCGACGUUCCUACGGAAUAUUUUGCGACCGAUGCUUCUACAAGCUUUAUAACAACUGAUGCCGUUGAAACGACUACAAAUUUUGAUAAAACAACGCAGAUCUAUACUACAAUACCGUCGGAUUGUACUGAUUAUUUUUGUAACAACCACGGAAGUUGCGCAAAUACUGUCCAUGGUAUUAAAUGUCAUUGCUCGUUUCAAUAUGGAGGAAGAUUUUGUGAAGAAAAACUGAAUAUAACAACUGCAGCAUUCGGAGGCAGCUCUUAUAUUGUUCACCGUUUGAACAAAACCUCUUCCAUUAUUAUUGGAUUCAGUGCGAAAACUCUAAUUUCGGAUGGCCACAUAAUGCACGUGGAUAUAGCGAAAGGGGCAUACAUUGACCUAUUUCUAAAUUCAGGAUUACUAAAAUUUAAAUUUUCCUGCGGUUAUCAAACUAUGCUCUUAAGUGAGUUAAAAACGUAUGUAAACAAAGGAUACCAGAUGAAAAUUGAAACUAGGUUAGAUCUAUAUUUAGAACAACAACAUUGUAACGCAACCCUUCAUUUGAACGACACAGUUGCCAUGAGCGGUGGCCAAUUUGCUAACAUCAGUGAUCUCGAUCGAAACAUUAUGUUAUUCUUUGGUAAUAUACUUGAAAGCAAUUAUACCGACAAUAAGCCGUUUAUUGGAUGUAUAAAGGACUUAAUGGUUAAUAAUGAAAGCCGGGAAAUUUUUGGCGAUGCGUUUAACGCAGGUGAAGUUUCGGAAUGUUCUUCACUGUCUUGUUUGUCCGGACCAUGCCUCAAUGGCGGAACAUGUAACGACCACGGUGAUGGCUACACAUGCUCCUGUGCGAAUGGAUGGAUGGGCGAUCAUUGCAAUCAAUCAAUAUGCGAGCACAACCCUUGUCAAGCAGGAGGUAGUUGCGUUCGAUAUCCAGGCAGCGGAUUUCUCUGUCUUUGUCCUUACGGAAAACAUGGCAUCUUUUGUGAAUACAAUGUAGAAAUAACCCGGCCAUCAAUAGCGCCGAUAACUACUGGCGUUUCAUCAUAUCUCAUCUAUCCGCUAUCACAGUCUGCCAUGAACUCCGACCGCUUUGAGCUUCGCCUUCGCUUCCACACGCCCGACAUGGAGCAGAUCGCGCUUCUUGCAUUUGUUGGACAAAAUGGCCAACACGAUGCACGCAGUCAACAUCUCGCAUUAACAUUCGUGAAAGGUUACAUCAUGCUCACGUGGAAUAUGGGUAGCGGUCCGCGACGUGUGUUCACGUCGCGCGCGCUGAGCGGACGACGCGGCGGGCACGCGGUGCGCGUGUGGCGGCGCGGCCGCAGCGCCGGCCUCAGCGUCGACGGACGCCACAACGUAUCCGGAAACGCGCCUGCCCAUCCGCAACACGACAAGAUGACGCUACUGCCAUAUAUCUACAUCGGUGGCCACCCUUCCGAGAACUUCGCGGUUCUGCCGCACGAUCUGCCGCUGCACAACGGUUGGCGUGGCUGUAUAUGGGACGUAAGCGGACAGGCUGUAGGCGGCAAAGUAGUGGGCGGUCGCGGCGUUGGACAGUGCGGGGUGGCGCAGUGCACCGCGCGAUCCUGCAAUGCUCCGCGCGGCGUCUGCAUACACUCGCCCGCCACGUACGGCUGCAUCUGCAACGAAGGUUGGUUCGGUGCAACAUGCUCAAGCCAACAACACGAGUGUGAUCGCUCGCGGUCGCUUUGCCAAGGGCUAUGCGUGCAAGCACCCGAUUCGCGUGCGUAUUGUGACUGCCCAUAUGGAAAGACCGGCGAAAACUGCGAUCAAAACGUUAUACCAAUCGACGUGCUAUUCAGCGGGGUUCGGUCCUAUCUGCAGCUGCUGCCACGCUCAAUAUCCAGUGUUAGUUUGUCCCUCGAAGCCGAAAUCAAGCCGACGAAAGAGCGAGGUCUGGUGAUAUUUGCGCAGACACCCCACUUUUAUACAGCUUUGUCUCUGCAAGGAGGUUUACUGGAAUACAGAUGGACGGAUCGGCUGUCGGGUUUGACCUCGCUGGUACGUAGCGGCGUAGUGGUAUCGAUGUCACAGUGGCACGGCGUGAGGGCGGGGCGGUACGGCGCGCGCCUGUACGUGUGGGUGGACGGCGCACUCAGCACCGAGCCCAUGCUGGCGCAUGCCUACCCACACACUGCGAGCGACGCGGACAUCGUACUAGGUGGUGCGAAAGAUUUAGCAACAGUACCGUUCGACGCCAUGUCCGGGCCGACCGAGUCGUACUCGGGCUGUAUCAGAAAUUUGCACGUGAACAACAUUCCCUUGCCGUUGGAGCCGCAAAAUAUACGAGAGGGGCGCAACGUGGAAAUCAACGUAACAAUCCCGCAGUUCGACGGCGACUCAUUACUUGCGAUGGGAAAACGUCACGUGAACCGCCAUGUUGGCGAGCAAAGACUCACGUCUGUGCCUACGUACCUCACAUUAAACUUCACCACGUCAGAGCCUGACGGGCUACUGCUAUGGAUCGACAUGGGUGUAGAUCAUUUGGGGUUCGGACUCGAAAAUGGGUACCUAAGAUUGGUCUGGUCUUUACAUUGUGACGCACCGCAUCGAAUAGUACGGCCGGCUGAAAAAUCUUUCCUGAUUUUGCCUCGAAAAUUUUCAAGAAUACUGCCAAAUUCUGGGUUCUUGCCCGACGGCGAAUGGCAUAAAUGUAUCCUGGAGUUCGGGAGGAAAAACAUAACGCUGACUGUGGAUAAACGAUUAGUCUUUGUAGAGGAAUCAUGUUCAAGGGAAGAAGUAAGCUCUAACAAUGUCGAGAUGUACGUAGGUGGAGUAAACGAGGAAGACAAUAUUGCUGCAAAGAAAUUUUUCCCCCAAAAUUUCAAAGGCUGCAUUGAUCAUAUAUCAACGAGAGAGGGUUCUUAUAUCAGCAACUAUUCUGAAGUGUAUAGUGAAAAUGUUAAGUCGUGCCAAAUCUUCCCAGCAAUUUUAUAA